Molecule: messenger RNA, 470 nt
Organism: Bursaphelenchus xylophilus (pine wood nematode)
Lineage: Eukaryota; Metazoa; Nematoda; Chromadorea; Rhabditida; Aphelenchoididae
Source: the annotation of a GenBank genome assembly
AUGAGUUUCAAAAUCGAAGUCUUGGAGACAGAUAUGCCCCACCAACUUGAGAACUUUUGCGUGGAUUUAACAAUCGAUGCCCUCAGAUGUGGUCCGGACAAGGUGAGAUUGUAAACUACAAGGUCUAAACACAAGAGUCACGUUGUUAAGGUCAUUAAUAAACAGUUUGUUGUCUUUCACGAUUAAUUAGCUGCUAGUAACAUCAAAAAACUGAGGUUGUUUCAAAAAAUUUUUUAAAGUUUUACGUAAUCAAGUCUUAUAAAAGUUUGCAAUAUUAUGUAACAUAUCUUCAGGACGUGGCAGCUUAUUUGAAGGACACCUUAGAAAGUCGAUUUGGCCCCACUUGGCACUGUGUUGUUGGGAAAAGUUUCGGAUCUAGAGUCAGUUUUGAGCCCGGGAAUUUCAUUUUGAUGAGGUAUGGAGGCACCUCGAUCCUCAUAUUCAGAUGCGGCUCCAAUGUUCGACAAUAA